Molecule: messenger RNA, 2593 nt
Organism: Amborella trichopoda
Lineage: Eukaryota; Viridiplantae; Streptophyta; Magnoliopsida; Amborellales; Amborellaceae
Product: E3 ubiquitin-protein ligase RGLG2
Biological process (GO): protein ubiquitination
Cellular component (GO): nucleus
Molecular function (GO): ubiquitin-protein transferase activity
Source: RefSeq, a predicted model, not a curated record
AGAAGACUCACGCCACCUAUCCAUGCCUCCCCCUCUCUAUCUACACAGCUUCCAUGUGCUACCAGUCAAUAAAUACAUAGAUUCCAAGAUUUAGACACAAAUACCCUUUUUUUAAUUAAUUUUCUUUACCUCUCUCUUUCUUAAUUUUUGUAAUGUGGUGUUUUAACUGUAAUUCUCUCUCCUUGCCGCCGCUAUUCUCUGACUAACAAAAGGUUUUAAACUCGAAGUUGGUAUGUUCUCGAGUUCGAUUUGCUCGUAUUUUGUUAAAAAAUAUAGACUUCGACGAAGUCUUUUGAUGAAAGCUUUGGGGUUUGACCUUUAGGUUAGCCGUUACCUGAAAUAACACUUUCUCUCAUUUGGGGUUUGGAUUUUACUGGUUUGCGUGAUAAGGUGGCAACAAUUGCGUGUUUUCCCAUUUUCAUAGCCAUCUGGAAACAGUUUUGUUUAUGCUUUAAAAAGGGAACAGGCGCCAUGGUUUUAGGGUUUGAUAAAAAAGUGCUUCUCUUUCUCGUGAAGGAGCAGUGACAGGUCGGUGUUUUAACAACCGCCCUCUGAGUCUGAAACCUCUCAGAUCUACUCUAGGUUGUUUCUUUAGUUAUUAGUUGAAGUUUGCACAAGUCAUUUGGUGCUUAGAGUGACUACCAAGCCUACUAAGUAUCUAAGUAUUUGGAUUGAAGUAUGGGUGGUAAAAGUUCUAAAGAGACAAGGUGGAAGCAGACCCCAUCAUAUGGUUGUAGUACUUCUUCAUUGAACUACCCUGCACCCUCCUACACAUCUCAACAAGCACCCCCUUCUGUAAACUACGGCCAGCCAGAUCCAAGACGUAAAUUGGAAAGGAGGUAUUCUCGGAUAGCUGACAACUACAGCUCCCUUGAACAAGUUACUGAGGCUCUUGCACAAGCUGGGCUUGAGUCUUCGAAUCUUAUUGUCGGUAUCGAUUUUACAAAAAGCAAUGAGUGGACAGGUAGAAGAUCAUUUAAUGGCCGGUGCUUACAUCAUAUUGGGGAUACUUCCAACCCUUACGAGCAAGCAAUUUCUAUUAUUGGACGAACUUUGUCUGCCUUUGACGAGGAUAACUUGAUUCCCUGUUUUGGGUUUGGAGAUGCGUCAACACAUGAUCAAGAAGUCUUCAGUUUCUAUCCUGAUGAGAAGCUUUGUUGUGGUUUUGAGGAAGCACUUAGUCGGUACAGGGAGAUAGUUCCAUACCUCAAGCUUGCUGGGCCAACUUCUUUUGCCCCAAUUAUUGAAGCAGCGAUAAGCAUUGUAGAGAGCAGUGGUGGUCAGUACCAUGUUCUGUUGAUAAUUGCUGAUGGACAGGUUACAAGAAGUGUUAACACAGAUCAUGGCCAAUUAAGCCCACAGGAGCAGCAAACAGUUGAUGCAAUUGUGAAAGCGAGUGACUAUCCAUUGUCAAUAGUGUUGGUUGGAGUUGGUGAUGGACCUUGGGACAUGAUGCGACAAUUUGAUGAUAACAUCCCCUCUCGGGCUUUUGAUAAUUUCCAGUUUGUGAAUUUCACAGAAAUUAUGUCAAAAAAUGUGCCGUCAUUGAGAAAGGAGACAGAAUUCGCGCUUGCAGCAUUGAUGGAAAUUCCUUCACAAUACAAAGCAACAUUAGAGCUCAAUAUCUUGGGUCGCCGAAGAGGGAGGGCUCCUGAAAGGGUUUGUCUCCCCCCCCCUAUUGACAAUUAUGGUGGAGCUUCUUUACCCUCGAAGAACUCGCGGGCUGCUAGUUUUCAACAGAGUACUAGUUUCCAUCAAAGCACAUCAUCCAAUCAUGGAUACGACACUAGUAUGAGCUCGGCUCCACCUGCUAGUGCUGCUUGGGAUAACCAGUCUUGCCCCAUUUGCCUCACCAAUAACAAAAACAUGGCUUUUGGGUGUGGUCAUCAGACUUGCUGUGAUUGUGGACAAGACCUUCAAUUGUGUCCCAUUUGCCGCAGUCACAUAGAUACCAGAAUAAAGCUCUACUAGAGGUCCGGCCACUCAUUUCCUCUAUGAGCACAUUGUGCAAGAUGCAGACUCGGAAAGAUAUCAAUGUGGCUUUUCCAUUCAUCUUCUUGACCUGUGGUUUAAACAUAUCAUGUAAAUCGCAGACGAAUUCAAUGCAAGUGGGUUGCGAGUGGGUUGCUGAUGAACCAUCAACCUGAAAUUCUUGCUUCUCUGGUAGGGAAUGUGUCAAUCAGCUGGAGCAGCAUGAAAUAAUAACCUCAGGGUUGUUUAUAUCGAGAAUGGUACCCGUGUGUUCUUUUCUUUACCCCUUUUGCUUUCAUUUCAUCUAUUGGUUCUUUCGUGUCCCUUUGCCUUCGGGUAAAUUAUUUUUCCCUUAAUUUUCCUGGGGAUGAAUCGGUAAAACAAUUUUUGGGAAACUUGGGGAUGCUUUUGGUUUUUUUGCAUUUGCUUUUACUCUGAUUUAUGUAUACAUAUUUUUUUCAUUGGAAGUUCUUUUUUGGGUGAUUAUGGGACUUUUGGCUUUCGACUUUGUUCUUUCUAGGAUCAGCAUUUGCUAAACCAUGGAAACUUGUGCGUGUUUGUUGUUGAUAUGUUCAUACAAUUGGAUAUAUUUUUUAAUCUAAUUGAUAACAGAUAAAAUGUA